This is a messenger RNA of Gorilla gorilla gorilla (western lowland gorilla), 1890 nucleotides long. Its product is annotated as estradiol 17-beta-dehydrogenase 1. Gene Ontology annotation, biological process: estrogen biosynthetic process. The transcript has 5 exons. The record is from RefSeq and is a predicted model, not a curated record. Gene Ontology annotation, molecular function: estradiol 17-beta-dehydrogenase [NAD(P)+] activity. Bases 19 to 1098 code for a protein of 359 amino acids. NCBI's taxonomy places the organism in Eukaryota, Metazoa, Chordata, Mammalia, Primates, Hominidae. Gene Ontology annotation, cellular component: cytoplasm; cytosol.
UCUCCCCACAGUCUCACCAUGGCCCGCACCGUGGUGCUCAUCACCGGCUGUUCCUCGGGCAUCGGCCUGCACUUGGCCGUACGUCUGGCUUCAGAUCCAUCCCAGAGCUUCAAAGGUAUAGAUAGGCAGGGACAGGGAGGGAGAGAAGGGAGGAGCCCUUGGAGGCCAGAAGGGAAGUCAGAUCUUCCUCCUCUCCCAAAACCUCCAGUGUAUGCCACGUUGAGGGACCUGAAAACACAGGGCCGGCUGUGGGAGGCGGCCCGGGCCCUGGCAUGCCCUCCGGGAUCCCUGGAGACGUUGCAGCUGGACGUAAGGGACUCAAAAUCCGUGGCCGCUGCCCGGGAACGCGUGACUGAGGGCCGCGUGGACGUGCUGGUGUGUAACGCAGGCCUGGGCCUGCUGGGGCCGCUGGAGGCGCUGGGGGAGGACGCCGUGGCCUCUGUGCUGGACGUGAAUGUAGUAGGGACUGUGCGGAUGCUGCAGGCCUUCCUGCCAGACAUGAAGAGGCGCGGUUCGGGACGCGUGUUGGUGACCGGGAGCGUGGGAGGAUUGAUGGGGCUGCCUUUCAAUGACGUUUAUUGCGCCAGCAAGUUCGCGCUCGAAGGCUUAUGCGAGAGUCUGGCGGUUCUGCUGCUGCCCUUCGGGGUCCACUUGAGCCUGAUCGAGUGCGGCCCAGUGCACACCGCCUUCAUGGAGAAGGUGUUGGGCAGCCCAGAGGAGGUGCUGGACCGCACGGACAUCCACACCUUCCACCGCUUCUACCAAUACCUCGCCCACAGCAAGCAAGUCUUUCGCGAGGCGGCGCAGAACCCUGAGGAGGUGGCGGAGGUCUUCCUCACCGCUUUGCGCGCCCCGAAGCCGACCCUGCGCUACUUCACCACCGAGCGCUUCCUGCCCCUGCUGCGGAUGCGCCUGGACGACCCCAGCGGCUCCAACUACGUCACCGCCAUGCACCGGGAAGUGUUCGGCGACGUUCCGGCAAAGGCCGAGGCUGGGGCCGAGGCUGGGGGCGGGGCCGGGCCUGGGGCAGGGGACGAGGCCGGGCCCAGUGCGGUGGGGGACCCUGAGCUCGGCGAUCCUCCGGCCGCCCCGCAGUAAAGGCUUCCUCAGCUGCUGUCUCCCGCGCCCUUCUUUGUCCCCUGGGUCUGUGUGGUCCCUGGGGAUGGGGCGGCGGUAGCAGCUGUGGGUGGCUAAUUAAGAUAGAUCGCGUUAGCCAGUUUUACCAGCGCAGCUAGGCGCGAUGGCUGUCGCCUGUAAUGCCAGCGCUUUGGGAGGCGGAGGCAGGAGGAUCGCUCAAGCCCCGGAGUUGGAGACCAGCCAGAGCAACACAGUGAGACCCCCAUCUCUACAAAAAUAAAGAAAAUUUAAAAAUCAGCACAGUGGCACCAUUCCUUGAGCCCAGGAGUUGGAGGGUGCAGUGAGCAUGAUGGGGCCACUGCACUCCAGCCUGGGUGACAGAGUGAGACCCUGUCAAUUAAUCAAAUGAACCAACCAACCGAAAAACUCAGAAACCAAGGUCCAGAAAGAAGCUAGCCCAGGAUCACACCUCAAGUCCAUAUUAAAGGCCAGACACAGUCUCUGGAUAUCCAAGGGGCAUCUGCAGGAGGAGUUAGGUGGGAAUUGGCUUGGGGUAGAGUCAGGUUGUGACUUGGACCCCAUUAGCCAUGAGACCUCAGGCAAGUUCCUUGCUUUCUCUCAGUCUUUCUUUUCUUUCUUUCUUUCUUUCUUUUUUUUUUUUUUCUGAGACAUAGUUUCGCUCUUGUUGCCUAGGCUGGAGUGCAAUGGGGCAAUCUCGGCUCACCACAAUCUCCGCUUCCCAGAUUCAAGUGAUUCUCCUGCCUCAGCCUCCCAAGUAGCUGGGAUACCGGCUAAUUUUGUAUGUUCAGUAGA